This is a messenger RNA of Aedes aegypti (yellow fever mosquito), 2886 nucleotides long. RefSeq names its product protein-glucosylgalactosylhydroxylysine glucosidase. Gene Ontology annotation, biological process: carbohydrate metabolic process. Bases 286 to 2784 code for a protein of 832 amino acids. The transcript is spliced from 10 exons. Gene Ontology annotation, molecular function: catalytic activity. Lineage: Eukaryota; Metazoa; Arthropoda; Insecta; Diptera; Culicidae. The record is from RefSeq and is a predicted model, not a curated record.
UCCGUCAGUUCGUCAGCGACUCUACUAUAGAUUCUAGUGGGGAGACAGUAGCCAACGCGGCGUGCCACUCAACAGUCACGACAAAUCAAAUUCUCACACAAUUUUGUGCAAACGGCGCAAUUCCUCCAACUGAACUAGUUCCACCCUUUGGAAGAUGCACACCGAUUGGUGCAAUCACGCGAGCUUCCGUUUACGAGACGCUUCCCCUUCCUAAGCGCAGUGCAUUUGCCCAACAGAACUCCGGGAAGAAAUCUAGACCGAAAGUUGUAACGACCAACCGAAGGCAUGUUUAUGAUGAUGCUUCAAGUCCCACCGAUUUUCGUGGUGACGAUGUUGAUUCUCAUGCCGCCGGUGACUAAUGGACAAUAUUAUGUUGAACGUCUCCCACCGAGAAGUCGCGCUGGGAUUGUACCGGUAGUUGAAGCAGCGGCACUGCCAAACGGGGUCACUUCUCCGGAAUCUUCGACAGUGGCGGCAGCAGCAGCGAGAACAACACCGGUGGCCUCCGGUGAAAACAAAUUGUUUUGGAACCGGACAAAGACGACGACCAUGAUGUCGCAAAGCGCCAAUGAUGAGGAAUUGCUCCCGACCCUGGCCAACGGACAUCUAGGCUUUACGGUGUUCGGCGAUGCGAUCUACAUGAACGGUUUGUACAACGGUCACCGGGGGCUGAGUCACAGGGCCAGAAUAGCAAACAUUGCCAACAUUCGGUUGUCCUUCUCCGGUGGGAACCAACCGCCUCCGAUUCCGUCGAUGGACUUUGAGAGCGGCACGUUUCGCGUCGAUUAUCGAGGACCUAAUAAUAGCUUCAGGGUAGUGCAGCUGAUCUAUCCCCAUCAAUUGUACAAUCGUGCGAUCGUCAAUCAAUUUACAAUCGAACGGAUCGAUGGCAAAGAUGAUAUUCGCAUCGGUAUAAAGCAAAACCCUACCAUUCCCAACACCGAAGACAUCGCAUUCAGCCCGGUGAAAACCAUCUUCAUUAGCUCUGGCGCGGAACGGAAGCACCGGAACCGUACCGAUGAAUAUUCAUUCAGGGUGUACCAAACGUGCGGUACCACAAUGGAACUGGAAGAUCCCGAGCACCAACGGAACCAGCAGCGACAGGUGUGUGUCUUAUGGAAUCAUGUUCCAGAAGAGCUCACACUGGAACGGUCCGAGAGCACGGUGUCGUACAAAUUCAUAAUGACGGCUGACGAGAGUGCUAACUUGGCCCGGCAAGACCUGACUGAUGCCCUUCGCACCGCGAACGAUGAACUGCUGCGCCUCCAUGGUGACCUUUGGCGAGCAUUUUGGAACGAUUUCGACAUCACCGCCGAGGGAAAUCCGACCCUCGAACGAAUCAUCCGGGCGAGCGUGUUCUACUUGAUAAGCAACUUUCCGCUAAAUCCAUCGCGGAGCCACCUGUUCGGCGGAUUAAGCCCAACGGGACUCGGACGGGGUGGAUCCAAUCUGGAUGAUUACGAGGGACAUUCGUUCUGGGACACGGAGAUUUGGAUGUUCCCGGUGGUGAAUCUAAUCGAGAGCAGGUUCGCCGAGAUGAUGGUCGAUUAUAGAUUCCGCAGGAUGGAUGCGGCGCGACAAAAUGCCUUGGCUAGUGGUUUUCGUGGAGCAAAAUACCCCUGGGAAAGCGCUUGGUCCGGUAUCGAAGUGACCCAACCUUGCUGUCCGGAAGUGGCGCAAUUUCAACACCACAUUACCGCAGACAUAAGCUUCGCUCUAAGGCAGUACUUUGCCGCCACGCAAGACCUCGUCUGGCUGCGCAACCAAGGAUGCCCUUUGGCUCAGGCAAUUGCCGAGUUUUGGGCCAGCCGAAUCUCACCAGAUCCCGUUACAGGGCUGUUCGACAUCAAGGAGGUGAUGGGACCGGAUGAAGAUCAUGAAAAUGUUACCAACAAUGCGUACACCAACGUGGUCGCGGCCUAUGCGCUGUUCUUUGGAGACUUGACGAACUGCCUUUGCAGCUACCAAGACGACGACAACAGUAUCGAUAGCGGUAAUAAAACCCACUCAACCGAUCUGGACAAAGCCGAGCUGCUGAUGGCGCCACCAUUCUCCAUUUGGAGCUCUCUAGCGAAACGCCUAAAGCUGCUUUAUGACACCGUAAAUGACUAUCAUCCCCAGUUCGAAGGCUACCGAUUGGGAACCGUGAUCAAACAGGCGGACACCGUGCUGCUAGGCUAUCCGUUGCAGUACCCUGGCAUGGGGGCCUCCACCAGGAGCAAUGAUUUGCGAUUUUACGAAUCCGUCACCCGACGCUCUGGACCAGCAAUGACCUGGGCCAUGCAUGCUAUUAGUCAUCUGGAUCUGGGCGAGCUAGAGAAAGGUUCGCAACUGUUCGAUCAGAGCUAUAAAAAGUACGUUCGGGAGCCGUUCCUGGUGUGGAGUGAGGUGGAGCCGGGUAUUCGGGGAGCUUCCAACUUUAUUACUGGUGCGGGAGGAUUUCUGCAAGCCGUGAUCAAUGGGUUUGGAGGUGUGAGAUUGUUUUUGGAUCGUAUGGAGAUACAGAGGCCGAAGGUACCAAUGAGUACAAGGAGACUAUCAAUUAAAGGGGUCAGAUAUCUGGGCGCGAAACUGAGCUUGACAGUGUCCGGCGAUGAGAGUACACUGGAAUUCACGAGUGUCACACGAGAUAUGAUCAUAAGUAUUGGUGAUUCUGAAUUUGAAACUAUAACAGUGAAUAAAGUGUAUGAUACUUCAGACGCCACCGCAAUUAUCAAAGCCAAAGAUAGCAUAUACAAAAACUGCAAUAUCCCUGAAGAAGUUAUUAGUACUGUUCAUUCAUAGCUGUCGGGCAUCUAAUUUUGAAAACAGUUUCCUCAAAUGCCCAGCAUUAUCAAAUGAGAGAAUUAUUGUCACAACAAACAAAUAAAUUCAUGUAAACUUCAA